Molecule: messenger RNA, 768 nt
Organism: Mesocestoides corti
Lineage: Eukaryota; Metazoa; Platyhelminthes; Cestoda; Cyclophyllidea; Mesocestoididae
Source: the annotation of a GenBank genome assembly
AUGAUUGCUCACGCUAAGGGUGAAGUUGCGCAGGAAGAGAAGUCGGACCACUCCGUGGCGCCACUAGGAAUGCUUAAAUCACUAGGGUGUUUGUGUUUGCAGGAUGGCCUCACUGCAGUGGUCCACGACAUGCUUCUCGGAGCGCUCUACGCCACGAGCACCUGCGUCAUGUUCGGCGCCAUCGUCUACUUCGCCGUGAAGAGGACCGAGACCUUCGAGGCGGCGCAGCGCAGCACCGGACCCGUCGCCUUCAUUGUCAAGUACUCUAGCAAAGGCGAAUCCGUCAAUCUCUACCUGCGCCUCGGUCUCGCACUGGUCGUCGUCGUCGUCUGUGCACCACCUUGUUCAGGCACUCUUGUCCACAUCCACGAAGCAGUGCUGGCGUUGCUGGCUAGCAGCAGUGGGGUCAGCGUGAAAAACGUACCACCAUGCUGUGUUGAUCAGGCGCCCAUUCACGCAUUGUUCGCUGCAAUGAGCAUCGGACAAAGUGCCAUUAAGCUUUAUGAGAUAAGGCAUCGGCCCCCAAUUCACUGGCCCGAGGUCUUCAAAUCGGGAUUCGAAAUCAGCUUCUUCACUGCUCAAACCAUGUUCAUCCUCGUUUACCACCGGACACAGAAUCGUUCAAUAGAUUAUGCAAAUGUGACUGUCGGCUUGGAUUGUAUGCCGUGUGAAGCGCUUGCCAUCAAAUUUGCUUUCGAUGACCCAAAUACAUGUUCAGGUGUCUACGCAAUGGUGCGAGUCCAUCUUAUCGACGAGGCUCUUGGUUGA